UUUUAUUUUAUUUUCAGCAAGGGUACCUACGGUACCUGAAAACAACGAUGGCAUGGAAAACACUUCCAAUUUACCUGUUGUUGCUGCUGUCUGUUUUCGUGAUUCAGCAAGUUUCAUCUCAAGAUUUAUCAAGCUGUGCAGGGAGAUGUGGGGAAGGGUAUUCUAGAGAUGCCACCUGCAACUGUGAUUAUAACUGUCAACACUACAUGGAGUGCUGCCCUGAUUUCAAGAGAGUCUGCACUGCGGAGCUUUCCUGUAAAGGCCGCUGCUUUGAGUCCUUCGAGAGAGGGAGGGAGUGUGACUGCGAUGCCCAAUGUAAGAAGUAUGACAAGUGCUGUCCUGAUUAUGAGAGUUUCUGUGCAGAAGUGCAUAAUCCCACAUCACCACCAUCUUCAAAGAAAGCACCUCCACCUUCAGGAGCAUCUCAAACCAUCAAAUCAACAACCAAACGUUCACCCAAACCACCAAACAAGAAGAAGACUAAGAAAGUUAUAGAAUCAGAGGAAAUAACAGAAGAACAUUCUGUUUCUGAAAAUCAAGAGUCCUCCUCCUCCUCCUCCUCUUCCUCUUCUUCUUCAACAAUUCGGAAAAUCAAGUCUUCCAAAAAUUCAGCUGCUAAUAGAGAAUUACAGAAGAAACUCAAAGUAAAAGAUAACAAGAAGAACAGAACUAAAAAGAAAACUACCCCCAAACCACUAGUUGUAGAUGAAGCUGGAAGUGGAUUGGACAAUGGUGACUUCAAGGUCACAACUCCUGACACGUCUACCACCCAACACAAUAAAGUCACCACAUCUCCCAAGAUCACAACAGCAAAACCAAUAAAUCCCAGACCCAGUCUUCCACCUAAUUCUGAUACAUCUAAAGAGACGUCUUUGACAGUGAAUAAAGAGACAACAGUUGAAACUAAAGAAACUACUACAACAAAUAAACAGACUUCAACUGAUGGAAAAGAGAAGACUACUUCAGCUAAAGAGACACAAAGUAUAGAGAAAACAUCUGCUAAAGAUUUAGCACCCACAUCUAAAGUGCUGGCUAAACCUACACCCAAACCUGAAACUACAACCAAAGGCCCUGCUCUCACCACUCCCAAGGAGCCCACGCCCACCACUCCCAAGGAGCCUGCAUCUACCACGCCCAAAGAGCCCACAGCCACCACCAUCAAGUCUGCACCCACCACCCCCAAGGAGCCUGCACCCACCACCCCCAAGGAGCCUGCACCCACCACUCCCAAGGAGCCUGCACCCACCACCACCAAGUCUGCACCCACCACUCCCAUGGAGCCUGCACCCACCACUCCCAAGGAGCCUGCACCCACCACCACCAAGUCUGCACCCACCACUCCCAUGGAGCCUGCACCCACCACCCCCAAGAAGCCUGCCCCAACUACCCCCAAGGAGCCUGCACCCACCACUCCCAAGGAGCCUGCACCCACCACUCCCAAGGAGCCUGCACCCACCACCACCAAGGAGCCUGCACCCACCACUCCCAAGGAGCCUGCACCCACCACCACCAAGUCUGCACCCACCACUCCCAAGGAGCCUGCACCCACCACCCCCAAGAAGCCUGUCCCAACUACCCCCAAGGAGCCUGCACCCACCACUCCCAAGGAGCCUGCACCCACCACCACCAAGUCUGCACCCACCACCACCAAGGAGCCUGCACCCACCACUACCAAGUCUGCACCCACCACUCCCAAAGAGCCUGCACCCACCGCCCCCAAGAAGCCUGCCCCAACUACCCCCAAGGAGCCUGCACCCACCACUCCCAAGGAGCCUGCACCCACCACCACCAAGUCUGCACCCACCACUCCCAAGGAGCCUUCACCCACCACCACCAAGGAGCCUGCACCCACCACUCCCAAGGAGCCUGCACCCACCACCCCCAAGAAGCCUGCCCCAACUACCCCCAAGGAGACUGCACCCACCACUCCCAAGGAACCUGCACCCACCACCACCAAGAAGCCUGCACCCACCACUCCCAAAGAGCCUGCCCCAACUACCCCCAAGGAGACUGCACCCACCACCCCCGAGAAGCUCACACCCACCACCCCCGAGAAGCUCGCACCCACCACCCCCGAGGAGCCCGCACCCACCACCCCUGAGGAGCCUGCACCCACCACCCCUGAGGAGCCCGCACCCACCACCCUUGAGGAGCCCACACCCACCACCCCUGAGGAGCCCGCUCCCACCACUCCCAAGACAGCAGCUCCCAACACCCCUAAGGAGCCUGCUCCAACUACCCCUAAGGAGCCUGCUCCAACUACCCCUAAGGAGACUGCUCCAACUACCCCUAAAGGGACUGCUCCAACUACCCUCAAGGAACCUGCACCCACUACUCCCAAGAAGCCUGCCCCCAAGGAGCUUGCACCCACCACCACCAAGGAGCCCACAUCCACCACCUCUGACAAGCCCGCUCCAACUACCCCUAAGGAGACUGCUCCAACUACCCCUGAGGAGACUGCUCCAACUACCCCUGAGGAGACUGCUCCAACUACCCCUAAGGGGACUGCUCCAACUACCCCUAAGGGGACUGCUCCAACUACCCCUAAGGGGACUGCUCCAACUACCCCUAAGGGGACUGCUCCAACUACCCCUAAGGAGACUGCUUCAACUACCCCUAAGGGGACUGCUCCAACUACCCUCAAGGAACCUGCACCCACUACUCCCAAGAAGCCUGCCCCCAAGGAGCUUGCACCCACCACCACCAAGAAGCCCACAUCUACCACCUCUGACAAGCCUGCUCCAACUAUACCUAAGGAGACUGCUCCAACUAUCCCCAAGGAGCCUGCACCCACUACCCCCAAGAAGCCUCCUCCAACUACUCCUGAGACACCUCCUCCUACCACUUCAGAGGUCUCUACUCCAACUACCACCAAGGAGCCUACCACUAUCCACAAAAGCCCUGAUGAAUCAACUCCUGAGCUUUCUGCAGAACCCACACCAAAAGCUCUUGAAAACAGUCCCAAGGAACCUGGUGUACCUACAACUAAGACUCCUGCAGCAACUAAACCUGAAAUGACUACAACAGCUAAAGACAAGACAACAGAAAGAGACUUACGUACUACACCUGAAACUACAACUGCUGCACCUAAGAUGACAAAAGAGACAGCAACUACAACAGAAAAAACUACCGAAUCCAAAAUAACAACUACAACCACACAAGUAACAUCUACCACAACUCAAGAUACCACACCAUUCAAAAUUACUACUCUUAAAACAACUACUCUUGCACCCAAAGUAACUACUACAACAAAAAAGACAAUUACUACCACUGAGAUUAUGAACAAACCUGAAGAAACAGCUAAACCAAAAGACAGAGCUACUAAUUCUAAAGUGACAACUCCUAAACCUCAAAAGCCAACCAAAGCACCCAAAAAACCCACUUCUACCAAAAAGCCAAAAACAAUGCCUAGAGUGAGAAAACCAAAGACGACACCAACUCCCCGCAAGAUGACAUCAACAAUGCCAGAAUUGAACCCUACCUCAAGAGUAGCAGAAGCCAUGCUCCAAACCACCACCAGACCUAACCAAACUCCAAACUCCAAACUAGUUGAAGUAAAUCCAAAGAGUGAAGAUGCAGGUGGUGCUGAAGGAGAAACACUUCAUAUGCUUCUCAGGCCCCAUGUGUUCAUGCCUGAAGUUACUCCUGACAUGGAUUACUUACCGAGAGUACCCAAUCAAGGCAUUAUCAUCAAUCCCAUGCUUUUCGAUGAGACCAAUAUAUGCAAUGGUAAGCCAGUAGAUGGACUGACUACUUUGCGCAAUGGGACAUUAGUUGCAUUCCGAGGUCAUUAUUUCUGGAUGCUAAGUCCAUUCAGUCCACCAUCUCCAGCUCGCAGAAUUACUGAAGUUUGGGGUAUUCCUUCCCCCAUUGAUACUGUUUUUACUAGGUGCAACUGUGAAGGAAAAACUUUCUUCUUUAAGGAUUCUCAGUACUGGCGUUUUACCAAUGAUAUAAAAGAUGCAGGGUACCCCAAACCAAUUUUCAAAGGAUUUGGAGGACUAACUGGACAAAUAGUGGCAGCGCUUUCAACAGCUAAAUACAAGAACUGGCCUGAAUCUGUGUAUUUUUUCAAGAGAGGUGGCAGCAUUCAGCAGUAUAUUUAUAAACAGGAACCUGUACAGAAGUGCCCUGGAAGAAGGCCUGCUCUAAAUUAUCCAGUGUAUGGAGAAACGACACAGGUUAGGAGACGUCGCUUUGAACGUGCUAUAGGACCUUCUCAAACACACACCAUCAGAAUUCAUUAUUCACCUGCCAGACUGGCUUAUCAAGACAAAGGUGUCCUUCAUAAUGAAGUUAAAGUGAGUAUACUGUGGAGAGGACUUCCAAAUGUGGUUACCUCAGCUAUAUCACUGCCCAACAUCAGAAAACCUGACGGCUAUGAUUACUAUGCCUUUUCUAAAGAUCAAUACUAUAACAUUGAUGUGCCUAGUAGAACAGCAAGAGCAAUUACUACUCGUUCUGGGCAGACCUUAUCCAAAGUCUGGUACAACUGUCCUUAGACUGAUGAGCAAAGGAGGAGUCAACUAAUGAAGAAAAGAAUAAUAAAUUUUGACACUGAAAAACAUUUUAUUAAUAAAGAAUAUUGACAUGAGUA
This is a messenger RNA of Pan troglodytes (chimpanzee), 4597 nucleotides long. It is a transcript of the gene PRG4, whose product is annotated as proteoglycan 4. The record is from RefSeq and is a predicted model, not a curated record. Gene Ontology annotation, biological process: immune response. The transcript has 12 exons. Gene Ontology annotation, molecular function: scavenger receptor activity; polysaccharide binding. Lineage: Eukaryota; Metazoa; Chordata; Mammalia; Primates; Hominidae. Bases 48 to 4502 code for a protein of 1484 amino acids.